Photinus pyralis (common eastern firefly) is the source of this 3314-nucleotide messenger RNA. RefSeq lists its product as uncharacterized. The record is from RefSeq and is a predicted model, not a curated record. The transcript has 7 exons. Bases 2055 to 3251 code for a protein of 398 amino acids. NCBI's taxonomy places the organism in Eukaryota, Metazoa, Arthropoda, Insecta, Coleoptera, Lampyridae.
CGGUUACGAAAUUUGUUUGUGCUGAACGUCGGUAAGUACUUACAAAUUACAAUAUUAACUGCUAUACAUAUAGUUAUUAAUGUUAAAAAUAUCUUCGUUACAAUUAGGUAAUUACUUAAAUUACUCAUUCAUUACCGUUUGAUAUAGGUACCUAUUAUUACCAAUACCUAUCCCAUAUUCAUGGAUCCCUCAUCAGAAAAAAGAAAAUUAUUCAAUAAGUUCAGUCAACGUUUUAAGCGCUUAAAGCAAAGUAAUGAAAGUUCUCAAGUAAAAACUCCCGAAAAUCCCGCUCAGAGUAACCCGGAUGAUUUUCAAGCAGUUGACAAGCUCGUAAUUUCAUCUGCUCUGUCGUCUCAUUACACUGUUGAGGAGGAAUCAUCUCGUGAGACAGAUACGGAAUCGGAUAACAGUGAAUCCCAUGACAGCCAAAAUAUAAUUCAGGGAGACCAAUAUGAUAAUGUCACAGGCCAACCAUCUCUUUAUUUAAAUAAAAGUAUUGAAGAGUCCGAGCAGUGUCGGUCUUUACCUUUAAAUAUUUCCUUGUCAAAUUGGGCAUUAAAACAUAAUAUCAAUCAUACAGCCUUAUCUGAUCUAUUAAUUAUAUUAAAACAAGAACACCCAACGUUACCAAAAGAUGCAAGGACCUUUUUAAAAACUCCUCGACAUGCUGGUUCACAAAUUAGGUGUGUAGCUCCAGGUUCAUAUUACCAUUUUGGUUUAGCGCAGUGUUUACAAAAUAUACUCGCACAGUUGUUAAAAGAAAAUCGGUUUAUACCCAGUGUUUUAGAAAUUUGUGUAAACAUAGAUGGCUUGCCUAUUUCUCAAAGUUCCAGUAAUCAAGUUUGGCCUAUAAUGAUCAAUUUAUUCAAAUAUACAAAUAUUGUCGAGAUUUGUGGAAUUUAUCAGGGAAAUGAAAAGCCACACAGUUCUAAUGAUUUUAUGUUAGAUUUUGUUAUGGAGGCAAUUGAAUUAAUAAAUAAUGGUUUUUUCUACAAUACAAUUUGUUAUAAUGUAAAAAUAAUUGCAUUUAUAUGUGAUGUGCCUGCGAAAUCAUUCUUAAAAUGUAUAAAGGGGCAUAGUGGAUAUAUGUCGUGUACUAAAUGUAACAUCGAAGGAUCUUAUAUUGAAAAUCGAACAUGCUUUCCAAGCUUAGAGGGGUGGAAUUUAAGAACAGAUUCAGGUUUUCGAAUGAAAGAACAAAGCAGUCAUCAUAUUGAAACGACUAUUUUAGAAUCUAUUCCCUGUGUCGAUAUGAUUAAGUCGUUCCCCAUUGACUACAUGCAUUUGGUGUGCUUAGGUGUUACAAAAAAACUUCUAAAUAACUUAUGGCUCUGUGGUAAACCACCUCAUCGUUUUUCAUCACAACAAAUUAAAAAUUUGUCAGAUCAUUAUCUCACAUUUAAAAACCAAAUACCUUAUGAGUUUAUGAGAAAGCCAAGGUCAUUUCUGGAAGUCAAAAGGUGGAAGGCUACAGAAUUUCGUUUAUUUCUGUUUUACCUGGGUCCUAUAAUAUUAAGAAAAAGAGUCUCAGAUGAAAUAUAUGAAAACUUUUUGACCCUCCAUGUAUCAAUGACAUUACUGUCAAAGUGUGAUAAUUUACUGUAUGCUAAGCAGUUACUUAGACAUUUUGUACUAACUUACACAAUGCUUUAUGGAGAAGCAAAUGUUUCCCAUAAUAUACAUAACUUGCUUCAUCUUACUGAUGAUGUUGAAAUAUUUGGCAGUGUUGAAAACUUUAGUACAUUUCCAUUUGAAAAUAAGAUGAUGUAUAUAAAAAAACUAAUUCGUAAAGGUGAUAAAACCGCUGCAGCAAAUCGUUAAUAGAAUAUCCGAAAAAACACACAAAUUCUAUUUAAUGAUAGCAAAACAAUUACGUAUCCAAAGUUCCAAAUUGAACAUUCGAAAGGUCCACUAAUGGAAAAUAUAUCUGGCGAUAGAUGGCAACAAUUUGAAAAAAUUGUGUUUGAAAAGUUCUUAUUAUCAAUACAAGAUGCUGAUAAUUGCUGUGCACUUAUUGACAAAAGUGUGGUCAUUAUUAGAAACAUUAUAUUCCUAUGGCGUCUCCAAAUAAUACAUGGACUGUGGUGUGUUUCACCAAUGAUGAAACGGUGGAGGCAGUUCCGACAAAAUGGUUAAGUGGAGAUCAGUGCUUAUGGCCAGUGGUAACUAGAGACAAAUUAAAUACCUACAUAAGAAAAUGUGAAUUUAAUUCAUGUUGGCCAUCACACACUGUGAGAACAUUUCGGAAUGCAACAUAUGAUAAUUACUCUGUUGCGAGGAGCAAAGCUAAUAAAGCUGAAAAUACAAGUGACCUGAACACAGAUUGUGAUGAUGGUCCUUUAUCAGGAAAAAGGAAAAGAAAGACAAAAGUGAUCUCUUCAUCUUCAGACGACUCAUCAGACACUGAAUCUAUGAAUGAGAUGCGGGCCAAUAAAGGUAAAAUGCCUUCUCCACCAGCAUGGACUGAUGAUGAACAUCGGACUCACAAAGAUUCACAUCAGUUAGCUGAACCAGAAGCAUGCAUAGAUGAACUUGAGGAACAGGUGGUUGUGGUACCACCUGUUAUUGAAUCAUUACCUUCAACCUCGAUUGCCCCUAGCCAACAAGAAAAUGAAAUUAACAAUAUCACACCACGAAAGCCUAUAGACUCCAUUAAGGAAAAUAUAAGAAGGGCAGACCGAACAAAAUGUUGUUGCAAUCCAGCUUUACUAUACAACAUUCAGGCAUUACUUAUCGAAAUCAAUAACAAGCUGAACAGUGUACCUAGGAAAGCUGAGGAAAAUGAAGAAAAUAUCAUUCGGAAAUCCGGAAUUAGUUUUCCUAUGGAAACUAUUCAGGAAUUCGACAAAUUUGAGAAAUUCUUUUCGGCAAGAGAAAAUUAUUUAGCUUUGGUUGGAUUUUUCUCAUCUAUUGGAGGAGCUAAUUUAUAUGAAUUUGUACGUAGAUGCCUUGCUCCUCUACUAUGGGAUGGAUUAUCGGAACAGUUUUCCUUCUUUGGAAAAAAAGGAAAUCUUUCCUUUGGGGAUAAAAAUUUGGCAAAAAUAAAGCCGCUGAAAAAGGUGGACAUGCAAAAAAUAAAAAGGAAGUUGAGCAGAAACUGGGGGAUUGGCUGCGAAGAUCUAAGGAACGACGCAUUCGGGCAGAACAUAAACGUGCAACAAAAAAAUAAGAAUUUAGGUAUGGAGAAGCGUGUUUUUUGUUUAGGUGCUAUUGGAAACUUGAGUAUCCCAAACACCAUUAUAGAAUAUUAAGGCAGAGGGCAAUUUGUUGUUUAAGAGAAUAUUUUGUUUUUUACAUGUUUUCUGUAAAUACUU